Molecule: messenger RNA, 2402 nt
Organism: Raphanus sativus (radish)
Lineage: Eukaryota; Viridiplantae; Streptophyta; Magnoliopsida; Brassicales; Brassicaceae
Product: pentatricopeptide repeat-containing protein At5g15300
Exons: 3
Coding region: 50-1747 (565 amino acids)
Biological process (GO): RNA modification
Molecular function (GO): RNA binding; protein binding
Source: RefSeq, a predicted model, not a curated record
ACAACUUCAACGGUCCUCCAAUUCCUCAAUGUGUGAGUAACUUCCAAACAUGUUCUAUAUUAGUGCCUCGCUUCUUCGGACGCUUGACGUUGGCUACAACCGACUAACCGUAAAUCUUCCAAGGUCGCUUCAACGCUGCUCCUCUUUAAUCUCUCCAAAUGUUGACAACAACAACAACAACAACAUCACUACACCAACAGCUACUCUCAACCAUUUGAUCAACGUUCACUUGCGGCGGCACGACGAUGACGGUUUGGUGGAAGCACGCAGGCUAUUUAAUCAGAACCGGACAUCGACGACAUCGCUAGACAUCUCAACAUGGAACGCGAUGAUCUCAGCCUACGUUCAGCGCGGCUUGAUGACGGGAGCUCGCCAGGUGUUCGAUCAAAUGCCUGUGAGAGACUUGGCGUCGUGGAACACCAUGCUCAUUGGUCUGAAGAAAGCCAGAGAUGAUCCAGAGAGUGUUAUCAGGCUUUUCAUAGAUAUGCGGAGAUCAUCGUUGAAUCCAGACGAGCUUACUCUCCCCGCAGUGAUCGAUGCUGCAGUAUCAGUAUCAGUAUCAGGAUCUGCGUUUUUCUUUAGGGUUCUUGUUCUGCAGAUUCACGCGCUUGCUAUUCGGUUAGGGCUUAGCUCAAGCUCUGCUUUGUUGAGAGGCUACACGAGUUUAAGGGAUGUGAGAGGUUUAGAGAGAGUCUUUGAGGAGAUCUCGGUCAAGGAUGUGGUGUCUUGGAAUGUGUUGAUUACGGGUUACAUGAAGUUAGGUUUCGUGGAGGAUGGUGAGAGAGCGUUUUGUGAAAUGCGGGAGAGGAACAUGGUGACUUGGCACACGAUGUUGAUUGGGUACAUAAACAACGAGGAGAUGGGUAAAGCUAGGGACUUUUUUAGUAAGAUGAGUCAAAGGAAUGUUUUUUCUUGGACUGUGAUGAUCAACGGCUACGUGAAGUGUAUGGAGUUUAAAGUAGCCUUUUUGCUUUUCCGUGAAAUGGUUGAGUUUUGGAGUAACAGGCCGAGUCACUACACGUUUUCCAGUGUUUUGAAAGCGUGUGCUGCUUCGUCGUCGCUUCUUAUGGGGAGACAAGUGCACUCGAUGAUCGCAAAACGUGGGAUGGAUUGUGAUGUAGUCUUGUCGACUUCUCUCGUAGAUAUGUAUGCCAAGUCAGGUGAUAUCACCGCUGCUUUAGGCGUGUUUAGAGCAAUGCCAGUGAAGAAUCCAGCUUCAUGGAACUCAAUGAUUGGAGGGUUCGCGAGACAUGGACUAGGGGUGGAAGCUUUGGAAGAAUUCGAGAGGAUGGUCCAGUGCGGGUACAAGCCUGAUCAGGUGACUUUCAUUAACUUGUUGUCGGCUUGUGCUCACGCGGGGCUAGUGGAAGAAGGGGAGAAGCAGUUCAUGUUGAUGGGUAGGUUUGGGAUAAGUGCAGAGAAGGAGCAUUACGCAUGUAUGGUGGAUCUGCUAGCAAGGGCUGGACAAUUGGAUAAAGCAGAGAGGUUGAUAAAGGGUAUGCCUUUUGAGCCUGAUUUUGUUAUUUGGGGGGCUUUGCUCGGGGCUUGCGGAUUGCAUUCAUGUUUGGAGCUAGGUGAAGUCGCUGCUAAAGGAAUCUCGAGGUUGAGAAGAGAGCAUCCCGCAGCUUAUGAUGUUCUGUGUAGAGUUCAUGGCGAGAAAGGAGAUUGGACUAGUGUUAUUGAGUUGAGGAGAUUGAUGAGGAAGACUAAAGCCAAGAAACAAGACGCUAGUAGCUGGAUUGAAUAGAGCUGAUGUGAGUGAAACAGAGCUUUUUGGUCUUCCUACUCCUUUGAAGGUAAUGCAGGACUUUGUGGUCUUCCUCUUGAAGAAAGUUGCUUCGACACAACAGAAAACCAUAAGCAAGAAGAAGAAGAAGAAGUGUUGAACUUGAAAGCAGUGGCGAUAGGGUGUGGACCAGGAGUGUUACUUGGAUGGGCAACAGCACACAAGUCGUAUCAUUGGUUCGUCCGUUGAUCGACUAUUAUAUUAGGAGGACUGUGUCAUGUAUUGAUACAUCUGUUAACAGAUAUUACAAGAGUCCACGAUGCCCUGCAGAGGAAGAAGCUCAUAUUCUGCAUAUGUGAAACCACAGUAGAUGGUCCAAUGAUUGAGGAAUAUGCUUGAGUUCAUCUUGCAAAUGGUAAUGAAUAUUGUAACUGCCCUGGCCUUCUGGGGGUGUUCCAUUUCCGUCGGUUUCUUAAUUGCUCAUCACUACUUUUUGCUUCUGCUCCAGCGCACCAUUGUGAUGAAGCUUCUGUACUAUGAUGAUGUUACAGUAUGUAUUGUAUAGGCUUAUAGCCAUCUAAAUUCUAUGAAUCCUGGUGAUAAACAAUGCAGCUUGAAUAGAGCUUCUUAACUCUGACUUCCAGACAAACAUUGUGAUAAUAAGCAUUUGAACUCA